AGAAAAGCGCUGGAGCCAGCGCGCGAAGGGUGAAGGUCUAUUAGUUUAGCACCAUCGGGCGGGAGAUGGGUGUAUACAUUUUGACAUUGUAAAAGUAACGUUUACAUUUUGAUUAUAUGACGUUUUGGAUAAAAAGACUGCGUUUUCUACGUUCACACGCCUUUGGAGUGACCGCAUCGUGCGAUUGAUGUAGUUUUGUACCGUAUAAAACGACCUAAAGAUGAGCUCUCUUCUGUCUGAGCGGCCUGUAGAUCUGGCAGAGGCAAGAACAGCUGAAAGUGAUUCAGAUAGUGGAAUGGGCUCACCAGUGGAGGAGCCUGUGAUUGACACCAACAUGGUCUCUGAGGACCAGCAAGAUUCAGAUGAAGAUAUCACUGUUAGUCGGAAGGGACGCUCUCGGAAAGCACUGCAGGACAGUGACAGCGACGGGGAGCAGGAAGAGGCCGGAAUGGCAAAUGCUCUGGUCCUGUCAGAGUCCAGCGACGAGGAGACAAAGACUAAUGAGACCGAAAGCAUCAAAAAGAAGCGAGGGAAACGAGUAUCCCAUAUCUCAAUGCACAGUGAUGACAGUGAGCCAGAGAAAGCAGAAGUCGAAGUCAAACCAAAAGAAGCGAAGAAAAAGAGGGAGAAGUCACAAAGACGCAAAGAAAAAGAGAAACGCAACUUUGCCCUUGUAAAACGACUGAAAGAAAAAACAGAGGAGGUCCUUCCAAUCAAAGCACUCAAUGACAGCGGCUGUCUGCUUGGGGACUCCGAUCUAUUUGAUGCCCAGUUAGAGGAAGACUCUGAACGGCAAUUGGAAAGUGAAGAGGAAGAGUCUCUAGAUGCUAUCCGAUCAGCUGUGAAAAAGAAGGCCAAACACAAACCUCGUCUAUCAGACUUCAGUGGAGAUGAGGAACAAGAGAACAGGUCACCACGCAAGAGGUCUUACAGUUGGGGACGGAGAGUCUCCAUACGGCUGGAUUAA
Messenger RNA from Sinocyclocheilus anshuiensis, 967 nucleotides. RefSeq names its product claspin-like. Gene Ontology annotation, molecular function: anaphase-promoting complex binding. Lineage: Eukaryota; Metazoa; Chordata; Actinopteri; Cypriniformes; Cyprinidae. The record is from RefSeq and is a predicted model, not a curated record. Bases 221 to 967 code for a protein of 248 amino acids. The transcript is spliced from 6 exons. Gene Ontology annotation, biological process: mitotic DNA replication checkpoint signaling; activation of protein kinase activity; mitotic G2 DNA damage checkpoint signaling.